AUGCAGCUCCGAUGCGGACGCGAGGGCGGGAAAGAGGAGGGGAGGGUGGGGAAAGAGGAGGCGAGGGCAGGGGAAGAGGAGGCGAGGGCGGGGGAAGAGGAGGGGAGGGUGGGGGAAGAGGAGGGGAGGGCUGGAGAAGAGGGUGGGAGGGUGCAAGAAGGGAGAGGGAGGCGGGGGAAGAGGAAGGGAGGGCGGAAGAAGAGGAGGGGAGGGCAGGCCGGGAAUUCAUUCCUCUUCCCCCGCCCUCCCUUUCUCUUCUCCCGCCCUCCCUCCCUCUUCUCCCACCCUCCCCCCCUCUUCCCCCGCCCUCCCCUCCUUUUCCCCCGCCCUCCCCUCCUCUUCUCCCGCGCUCCCCUCUUUUUCCCCCGCCCUCCCCUCCUCUUCUCCCGCCCUCUCCUCCUCUCCUCUUCCCCCGCCCUCCCCUCCUUUUCCCCCACCCUCCCCUCCUCUUCCCCCGCCCUACCCUCCUCUUCUCCCGCCCUCCCCUCCUCUUCCCCCGCCCUCCCCUCCUCUUCCCCCGCCCUCCCCUCCUCUUCCCCCGCCCUCCCCUCCUCUUCCAAUACCACAGUUCGUGGCGGGAAGAUGGCACAAGGCGGGCAGAUGGCACAAGGCGGGCAGAUGGCACAAGGCGGGCAGAUGGCACAUGGCGGGCAGAUGGCACAUGGCGGGCAGAUGGCACAAGGCGGGCAGAUGGCACAAGGCGGGCAGAUGGCACAUGGCGGGCAGAUGGCACAUGGCGCGCAGAUGGCACAUGGCGGGCAACAAGCCAACCUUCUCCUGUCCUGCUCACACUCUCCCCCCUUCCUCUCCCUUCUUCCCUCCCUCCCUCCCGCCCCCGCAGGUACCACAGUUCGUGGCAGACAGUUCAUGGUGCGGCUGGAGGUACCUGAGGGAGCAACAGCAGAGCUCUCAGUGGGGUUCACAGCAGCGUCCCUCCUAUUCCUGCUCUUCUCGCCUCUCACUCCUAUUAUUCCCCUACCUUCCCCCCUCCUUGCCCCUCUCGCCAGUUCAUGA
Closterium sp. Naga37s-1 is the source of this 1014-nucleotide messenger RNA. Lineage: Eukaryota; Viridiplantae; Streptophyta; Zygnematophyceae; Desmidiales; Closteriaceae. The record is from the annotation of a GenBank genome assembly.